This is a messenger RNA of Candidula unifasciata, 1217 nucleotides long. Lineage: Eukaryota; Metazoa; Mollusca; Gastropoda; Stylommatophora; Geomitridae. The record is from the annotation of a GenBank genome assembly.
CCCACUCUUUUCAUUCAGUGACCUUACACUGUCUUCAUCCAGUGACCUUCCACUCUCUUCAUUCAGUGACCUUCCACUCUUUUCAUUCAGUGACCUUACACUGUCUUCAUUCAGUGGCCUUUCACUCUAUUCAUUCAGUGACCUUUCACUCUCUUCAUUCAGUGACCUUCCACUCUUUUCAUUCAGUGACCUUCCACUAUCUUCAUUCAGUGACCUUCCACUCUCUUCAAUCAGUGACCUUCCACUUUCUUCAUUCAGUGGCCUUUCACUUUCUUCAUUCAGCGACCUUCCACUCUCUUCAUUCAGCGACCUUCUACUCUUUUCAUUCAGCGACCUUCCACUCUCUUCAUUCAGUGACCUUCUACUCUCUUUAUUCAGUGACCUUCCACUCUUUCCAUUCAGCGACCUUCCACUCUCUUCAUUCAGCGACCUUCCACUCUCUUCAUUCAGCGACCUUCCACUCUCUUCAUUCAGUGACCUUUCACUCUUUUCAUUCAGUGACCUUUCACUCUCUUCAUGCAGUGACCUUCCACUCUUUUCAUUCACUGACCUUCCACUCUCUUCAUUCAGCGACCUUCCACUCUCCGACCUUCCACUCUGUUUAUUCAGUGACCUUCCACUCUCUUUAUUCAGUGACUUUCCACUCUCGUCAUUCAGUGACCUUCCACUCUCUUUAUUCAGUGACCUUCCACUCUCUUUAUUCAGUGACCUUCCACUCUCUUUAUUCAGUGACCUUCCACUCUCUUUAUUCAGUGACCUUCCACUCUCUUUAUUCAGUGACCUUCCACUCUCUGACCUUCUAUUCUAUCCAUUCAGCGACCUUCCACUCUCUUUAUUCAGUGACCUUCUACUCUCUUUAUUCAGUGACCUUCCACUCUCUUUAUUCAGCGACCUUCCACUCUCUUUAUUCAGUGACCUUCCACUCUCUUUAUUCAGUGACUUUCCACUCUCGUCAUUCAGUGACCUUCCACUCUCUUUAUUCAGUGACCUUCCACUCUCUUUAUUCAGUGACCUUCCACUCUCUUUAUUCAGUGACCUUCCACUCUCUUUAUUCAGUGACCUUCCUCUCUCUUUAUUCAGUGACCUUCCACUCUCGUCAUUCAGUGACCUAUUCUAUUCAUUCAGUGACCUUCCACUCUCUUUAUUCAGUGACCUUCCACUCUCUUUAUUCAUUGACCUUCCACUCUCGUCAUUCAGUGACCUUCCACUCUCUUUAA